Molecule: messenger RNA, 2251 nt
Organism: Aspergillus heteromorphus CBS 117.55
Lineage: Eukaryota; Fungi; Ascomycota; Eurotiomycetes; Eurotiales; Aspergillaceae
Exons: 5
Coding region: 95-2251 (718 amino acids)
Biological process (GO): DNA-templated transcription; regulation of DNA-templated transcription
Cellular component (GO): nucleus
Molecular function (GO): DNA-binding transcription factor activity, RNA polymerase II-specific; DNA binding; zinc ion binding
Source: RefSeq, a predicted model, not a curated record
CAGACCUGUCAGAUUCCCUCCCGCCUGGCCCAGGCUGUUCCCCUUUCCCGCUUGAAGCAUCGCAAGGUGACACAACCUGACGCCGUGUCAGAUCAUGUCCCAAUCAAUAUCCGACAGCAGAAGACGGGAGAAGCCCAUCCUGAGCUGUACUGUCUGCAGGGGACGCAAGCUGCGUUGCGACCGACAGUCGCCGUGUGGCUCCUGCCUGCGGCGUGGCAGGCCCGAGGAGUGCAUCUACACCUCCUCGGCACAGGAGCGCCGAGAUGCCGUCGACUAUAGGCCCCGCGCCAGAAACCCCUCGGCCAAGCAGGGAUUUGCUCGCCUGGAGAAGUUUGUCCGAGAACAGAUCAGGGCGAUGGACGAGAAAAUUCGCCAAGAAUCUGGGGUUCGAACGCCAUCCCACGAGCCUUCCCACUCGAUAUCACCGCCCCCCUCUCAAGAAGACCAGAUUGCGGACACGGUGGGCAAACUAACACUCACCGAUGAUCAAACCGUAUACACGGGGAGCUCUCACUGGGCCAACAUGCUAGAGGAUAUACAAAUCCUCAAAGACGAACUAUACGAUGACAUGUCAGAAAGCCAAGAGUCGCCCUUUUCUGAUCCUGAUCCCGGAGCCCAACAGCCAGCCUUCAGGAUAUCACUUCUCACCCCUGUUCCCUCUCUGCGGAGGGAGCAAAUUCUGUCCAUGAUGCCCCCACGCAACGUGGUUGAUGGGCACGUUUCUGAGUUUUUCAGAACUUAUCCUUUUGUCCAGUUUCUUAUACACCAGGGGACCUUCCUUGCAGAGUACUCGAACUUCUGGAUUAAUUCUUCGUCUGUACCCAUCAUGUGGAUCGGACUCUUGUUCGGUAUCAUGGCUAUUUCCGGAUAUAUAAACCGACAAGAAAUUGGAGCUAUCGGCGGCGUGUGUGGUUCAAACUCACGUGAUGAUGAAAUGUCGGAGACCUACCGAACCCUCACGAUUCACUGUUUGGUGGCGGGUGAUUAUCUGCAGCCAAACCGAUACACAAUCGAAACCCUGGGUUUGCAUUAUGUCGCGGAGCAACGAAUGGGCCGCAAUACCGAUCUCGGGAACUGGAUCCUAUUUGGUGUUAUCAUUCGGGUCGCGUUUCGCAUGGGACUCCACCGUGACCCAUCUCACUGGCCCAACAUUCGACCCUUGGAGGCGGAAUACCGACGGCGGCUCUGGACUUCAAUAUAUCAGGCAGACUUCUUCACGAGCACCCAAGUCGGACUACCACGGAUUAUCAAGGACUCCCAGUGCGAUGUGCGUCUACCUCUAAAUCUGUUCGAUGAGGACUUGGAGCAUGAUCCAAUACCGCCUGGUCGGCCGUUGACUGAGUCUACACCACUCUCACAUAUCAUCCAACGGCACACCAUUAUCAAGUUAGCAGCAGAGAUAUAUGAUGCGACGGAAGUAGGACCACCAUCACCCGCUACCAUUGCUGAACUAGAGGCCAAGAUUGAAAGGGCGAUGGCAUCCAUACCGGAGCAGUCAAAAUAUCAGUCCGAGACACCGCUGACGGAUACCCCUCCUGCGAUCAUCAACAAAGUAUUUCUCGACAUUCUGGCCAAGAAGGCUGUCUAUUUACUUCACCGACAGAGCUUUAUGAAAGGCACUAUCAACCCCUCAACUCUCAGAUCUGCCGAGGUCUGUAUCGACUCCGGCUUGGCUAUCCUGGGACACCAUAAAAGAAUAAAUGAAGCGUCCGGUGGCGAUUUGUCCGGUGUUCGCUGGCGGAUAGCCCUGUCGCUGACACAUGAAUUUCUGCAAGCCACAAUGAUGCUAUGCUAUGCGCUGAGCCGAUCCCACGCGUAUCAGACGGAUUCGGCCAACCCCUGCCCCCUCCAUCGACGAGAGGAAAUCAUAGAAGCUUUGACCACUGCAAAAGGCCUUUGGGAAACGUAUCCCGACAAGGCUGAAGAAGCACGCAAGGCCGCAACUGCCAUCGCAUGGGUCCUGAAGCAGGAGUUUGAGUCAAGUCCCCCUACCUCGUUCGGCUCGGAUGGGCUGAACACCCCAAUGCCCGAGCAGUCUUUCAGUGCUUUUCCGCUGCCCGGGAUUUAUGAUCCAAUACCUGGGGGGCCGACAUUUACCGACCUUGGUGGCUUUCCCGGUCCUCUUGACUGUGGGCAGAAUGCGAUGGCGGGCAACCCUUUCGCCGGCAUUGACUUUGAACCGGCGGCAUUCGCAGGCCAGUGGGACGACAUUUUUCCUGACCCCACACAGAGCAACUGGCCGGGGAUGUAG